CAAUUAUUUGUAGUAAGAAAAAGAGUAGAACAAAUAAAUCCGGGCCUGCCCGCCCUCGUCUCCCUCCCUUUUCCGCCUCGAUACAUAGCUCUAGCUCUUCUUCCCUUUCCUUCCAAUCUCACUUCUCUGUCGGUCGCCAUUUUCGUCGCUCUUUCUUUACCCAUCUCUCGCUUUCACCGUAACUUGGAUUUCUCGAGGGUUUCUGGCCGCAUUUGCCUCUGUUUCAGCUUCCACAACUUGUAUGAUCUUGCACCCUUCAAGCUCUUCGAUACCAGUUCAUUUUGUUCUCCUUGUAAAGGCAGUAUGUUUUAGCCCCGGUUUUGGAUUUUUUGAAGCUUGAUUGUAGGAAUAAGGGCGCUGAGGGGGUGUCAAUCUAGUUGAGAUGUUAAGUGUUGUGGCUUUAUAAUUUCCAUGGCUGAUCGUAGAAAUGGUAAUAGCCAACCUUCCCAUGGGAAGGCCAGUGGAGCAGGGAAUACAUAUGAUAUUGAUCUAGUGAACUUUAGCACACGACUGAAAUCUUUAUAUUCUCAUUGGGGUGAACACAAAUCUGAUAUGUGGAGCUCUUCAGAUGUACUAACUAUCGGGACACCUCCAGCAUCAGAGGAUCUGCGAUACCUUAAGUCUUCAGCGCUGCAUAUCUGGUUGUUCGGUUAUGAGUUCCCAGAAACUGUAAUUGUGUUCACCAAAAAACAAAUUCAUUUUCUGUGUAGCCAAAAGAAGGUCUCUCUACUUGAUGUUGUAAAAAAAUCUGCAUUUGAUGCUGUUGGUGCGGAUGUUGUUAUGCAUGUGAAGGCAAAGAAUGAUGAUGGUUCUUCCUUAAUGGAUUCUAUAUUUCGUGCUAUUCGAGCUCAGUCGAAGGCAGAUGGCAUGGAAAACCCAGUAGUUGGAUACAUAGCUAGAGAAGCUCCUGAAGGGAAACUCUUAGAGACAUGGUCUGGGAAGCUAAAAAAUGCUAAUUUUGAAUUGGUUGACAUAACAAAUGGGUUAUCUGACUUAUUUGCUUGCAAAGAUGAUACUGAAAUUAUGAACAUCAAGAAAGCUGCGUUUUUAACGGUUAGUGUGAUGAAUAGAGUUGUGGUCCCAAAGAUGGAAAAUGUGAUCGAUGAGGAGAAAAAAAUCACCCAUUCUUCAUUGAUGGAUGAGACAGAGAAAGCCAUCCUGGAACCCACAAAAGCUGGCGUGAAGUUAAAGACUGAGAAUGUUGACAUAUGUUACCCUCCAAUAUUUCAGAGUGGUGGAGUGUUUGAUCUCAGGCCAAGUGCUGCCAGCAACGAUGAGUUACUUCACUAUGAUCCUGCUAGUGUGAUAAUAUGUGCAGUGGGGUCCAGAUACAAGAGCUAUUGCUCUAAUAUUGCCAGAACUUUCUUGAUUGAUGCCAAUACACUGCAAAGCAAAGCUUAUGAGGUCCUUUUAAAAGCCCAAGAAGUGGCCAUCAGUAUGUUGAGGCCUGGAAAUAAGGUGAAUGCUGCAUAUACAGCAGCUCUUUCUGUUGUUAAGAAAGAAUCUCCUGAGCUGGUUCCCAAUCUUACUAAAUCAGCUGGGACAGGCAUCGGUCUUGAGUUUCGUGAGUCGGGGUUGAAUCUUAAUGCCAAAAAUGACCGCAUAGUAAAAGCAGGCAUGGUGUUUAAUGUUUCACUUGGUUUCCAGAAGUUGACACCAACUGAUAAAUUGCAGAGUUCUGCAGGUAAAACGAAGAAUCAAAACUUCUCAUUAUUGAUUUCUGAUACAGUUAUAGUAGGCAAAGAGAAAACAGAAGUUCUGACCGCUCCAAGCUCAAAGAGUUUCAAGGACAUAGCAUAUUCGUUUAAUGAAGACGAGGAGGAAGAAGAAAAGUUGAAGGUAAAAUCUGAAGCUAACGGAAAGGAGGCAGUAGUCUCAAAGACAACUUUAAGGUCAGACAAUCAUGAGAUCUCAAAGGAAGAGCUCCGCAGACAGCAUCAAGCUGAAUUAGCCCGUCAGAAGAAUGAAGAAACAGCUAGGAGACUAGCUGGUGUUGGAAAUGGAGCUGGAGAUAAUCGUUCUUCUAUGAGAACUGCAGCGGACUUGGUUGCUUAUAAGAGUGUUAAUGAUUUGCCUCCUCAAAGAGAUCUAAUGAUUCAUAUUGACCAGAAGAAUGAAACUGUACUAUUGCCUAUUUAUGGUAGCAUGGUUCCGUUCCAUGUUGCUACUAUAAGGACUGUUUCCAGCCAGCAGGACACCAACCGCACUUGUUAUAUUAGAAUAAUUUUCAAUGUUCCCGGGACUCCUUUCAGUCCUCACGAUGCAAAUUCAUUGAAAUUCCAGGGAUCUAUAUACUUGAAGGAGGUUUCAUUCCGCUCCAAAGACCCAAGACACAUCAGUGAAGUAGUACAGCUAAUUAAAACAUUGCGGAGACAGGUUGUUGCUAGGGAGUCUGAGAGAGCAGAGAGGGCGACAUUGGUUACACAGGAGAAGCUCCAGUUAGCUGGUAAUCGUUUCAAGCCGAUAAGAUUGCCGGAGCUUUGGAUUCGCCCCGCUUUUGGUGGACGUGGGAGGAAGUUACCUGGGACUUUGGAAGCACAUUUGAAUGGGUUUCGUUAUGCUACCACCAGAUCAGAGGAACGGGUGGACAUUAUGUUUGGUAAUGUCAAGCAUGCAUUUUUUCAGCCAGCUGAGAAUGAAAUGAUCACUCUACUUCAUUUUCAUCUGCACAACCAUAUAAUGGUGGGGAAUAAGAAAACCAAAGAUGUACAGUUCUAUGUUGAGGUGAUGGAUGUUGUCCAAACCAUUGGAGGUGGAAAGAGAUCAGCCUAUGACCCAGAUGAGAUCGAGGAAGAGCAGAGGGAGAGGGACAGGAAGAACAAAAUAAACAUGGACUUUCAGAGUUUUGUAAACCGUGUCAAUGAUCUUUGGGGCCAGCCCCAAUUCGGUGGUCUUGACCUUGAGUUUGAUCAGCCUCUGAGAGAGCUUGGAUUUCACGGAGUUCCUUAUAAAUCUUCUGCCUUUAUUGUCCCAACCUCAACCUGCUUGGUUGAACUUAUAGAAACACCUUUCCUUGUUGUCACUCUUGGUGAAAUUGAAAUAGUAAAUCUAGAGAGAGUUGGCUUCGGACAGAAGAAUUUUGACAUGACAAUUGUGUUUAAAGAUUUCAAGCGAGAUGUUCUUCGGAUUGAUUCUAUCCCUUCCACGUCACUGGAUGGUAUCAAGGAGUGGCUUGAUACAACAGACAUUAAAUAUUAUGAAAGUAAGCUGAAUUUGAACUGGCGACAAAUUCUUAAGACAAUUACUGAAGAUCCACAGAGCUUCAUUGAUGAGGGUGGAUGGGAAUUCUUGAAUUUGGAAGCUACUGACUCUGAAUCUGAAAACUCUGAGGAGUCAGAUAAGGGUUAUGAACCAUCAGAUGUUGAGCCUGAAUCUGACUCAGAAGAGGAUGAUUCUGAUAGUGCAUCGUUGGUGGAGUCGGAAGAUGAGGAAGAAGAAGAUUCUGAUGGUGAUUCAGAGGAGGAGAAAGGGAAGACGUGGGAAGAGUUGGAGAGGGAAGCAAGCAAUGCAGACAGGGAAAAGGGUGAUGAGUCAGACAGCGAAGAAGAGAGGAAGAGAAGGAAGAUGAAAACUUUUGGGAAGUUUCGAGCUGGUCCUAGUGGUAAUGCCCCCAAGCGGCCGAAGAUGAGAUGAAUUCCAUAGGGCACCAUUUUUAUUUUAAUAUUAUGUGGUUUUUGUGGAUUAGAUUUAGAUCUAGUUCUUUAGCAAGAUACUGCCUUGUGUAAUUCAGUUGUCCUGACAUUGGUUGCAAUAUAAUCCUUUAGCUGUUGGGUGAAGAGUUUUAUGAUCAAUUGGUAGUAUGUUUAAUUAGUAACAUUCCGUUGUAAAUUUUUAGAAUCGGUUUAGAUGGAAGUCAUCCAUUUUCGACAGAUUGACACAAAGCUGAUUUCCGAUCUGAUGUCUGUCUGUAUCGCAACAGAAAGCAGAUUUUUAUGUGGUUCAGUUUAGUCCGUACUGUGGUUGUGCUUUUUCCUCAUGAAACUACUGUUCACUACA
Messenger RNA from Cucumis sativus (cucumber), 3996 nucleotides. Its product is annotated as FACT complex subunit SPT16. Gene Ontology annotation, molecular function: nucleosome binding. The coding region runs from base 412 to 3633 and encodes 1073 amino acids. NCBI's taxonomy places the organism in Eukaryota, Viridiplantae, Streptophyta, Magnoliopsida, Cucurbitales, Cucurbitaceae. Gene Ontology annotation, cellular component: FACT complex. Gene Ontology annotation, biological process: transcription elongation by RNA polymerase II; positive regulation of transcription elongation by RNA polymerase II. The record is from RefSeq and is a predicted model, not a curated record. The transcript is spliced from 4 exons.